Messenger RNA from Wallemia mellicola CBS 633.66, 1818 nucleotides. RefSeq names its product DEAD-domain-containing protein. The coding region runs from base 1 to 1818 and encodes 605 amino acids. Gene Ontology annotation, cellular component: nucleolus. Gene Ontology annotation, molecular function: ATP binding; nucleic acid binding. The transcript is spliced from 2 exons. The record is from RefSeq and is a predicted model, not a curated record. NCBI's taxonomy places the organism in Eukaryota, Fungi, Basidiomycota, Wallemiomycetes, Wallemiales, Wallemiaceae.
AUGAGCGAUAUCAGAGAGAGUGAAGAAUCAUUCGCCAAAUUUGAUCAUUUGCUCGAUAAGCGUUUACUUAGAGCACUCGCAGAUCUUGGUUUCGCUAGGCCUACGCUUGUACAAGCUAAAGCUGUACCUUUGGCCUUGAACGGCAAGGAUAUCCUAGCAAGAGCGAAAACAGGAUCUGGAAAGACAUUAGCAUAUUUAUUACCAAUUGCACAAAAAGUACUAGCAGAAAAAGACGACGGUGAUAGUAAACCAGAAACUAGAGCUUUGAUAUUGGUACCAACGAGGGAGCUAUCAGAGCAAGUGAGCAGCCAUCUGAAAAGUCUUUUAAAGUACUCUCAAAAGGAAGUUUCACAAGUCAAUCUAGCUGGUAGCGGUACCGAUAAUAAAUUUCAACGCUUACUUUUAAGUGAUAAACCAGAUAUCGUUAUAUCAACGCCAUCAAGACUUAUUGGACACCUUCAAUCAAAAUCCUUAUCACUCUCUACUCUCAAGACUCUCGCAAUUGAUGAGGCUGAUUUGAUUUUAUCAUACGGUCACGCAGACGACGUGAAAGCACUCUUAUCUGGUGGAUACCUUCCUAAAAUUUACCAAUCAUUCUUAAUGUCAGCUACUAUGACUCAGGAUGUUGAAAAGUUACGCGGAAUGGUAUUAAGAAAUCCUGCUAUACUUACACUUGAAGAUAAUGAAGAUGAUUCAUCAAAUCUUAAACAAUAUUAUGUCAAAUGCCCAGAGAAUGAUAAAUAUCUUCUCACAUAUGUUCUCCUCAAGUUAAAAUUGAUAAAAGGCAAAGUUAUCAUGUUUGUUAAUAAUGUUGAAAGAGGUUUCAAAUUGAGAUUAUUCCUCGAAGCCUUCGGUAUACGUGCUGUAGUACUCAACAGGGAACUUCCAAUCAAUUCUAGAUUUCACAUUGUUCAAGAAUUCAACAAAGGGGUUUAUGAUUACAUGAUCGCAACAGAUGAAGCUGGAGCUUUCGAUCAAGAAGAAGAGGAAGAGGAAAGUGAAAGUGAAUCCGAUGGUAACAGUUCUUCUGAAGAUGAAGAUGAAGAUGUCGAUAAGGAAAUAGAAGAGGUGCUUUCAAGUGCCGGCGAAGAAGAUGUACCAGAAGUUGAAAUUCCAGCUGCAGAAUCCAAAAAGCGCAAGCGUAAAGACAAAGGAAAGCAAAAGGAACAAGAUAAUAAGAAAACUAAAAUGUCGAAAAAAGGAGAGAAAGAAUUCGGUAUCUCACGUGGAAUUGAUUUCGUUGACGUUGCAUGUGUCAUCAACUUUGACUUACCAAAGAAUAGUUCCUCCUAUACACACAGAGUUGGUAGAACAGCUCGAGCCGGAAGGAGUGGAAUUAGUUUAACAUUCGUCGUAAAUGGUGAGACUAAAAAAUCUAAGAGAAAUGAGGAGAAAAUCUGGAAGAAAAUCUCCAAACGUCAGGAAAGAAGAGGUGGUUCUCAGAAUUGGGAAUUUGACUGGAAGCAAGUUGAAGGUUUCAAGUAUAGAGUUAAUGAUGCACUUAAGAUGGUAACACCUAACGCCGUCAAGGAGGCUAGAGUAAAGGAAUUGAAGAAUGAGAUUUUGAAUAAUGAUAAAUUAAAGGCGCACUUUGAAGAUAAUCCAGUUGAUUAUGAGUUCCUUAAGCAUGAUAAACCAUUGCAUCCAAUGAGACAACAAUCACAUUUGAAGCAUGUACCUGGGUACUUGAUGCCAAGAAUUGCCGGAGUAAAGCAACCACAUCAAUUAGAAUUAAAUCCGGAUAAAAUUGGCUUUAAAAAGCGUAGCAAUAAUAAGAAGAAAAAGAGUGAUCCUCUUAAGAAAUUUAAUAGAAAGUGA